CGCGCAUCAACGCGACCACGAAUACGGCUUGUAUACAACGUCAAAGUGUAUAGAAACUUUCUGCUGAAAUUGCCGAAGGGACAAUAUACAUUGAUAGGGCGUAAAGAGAAUUGAUUCGCCGUCUCUUCUGAAAAAGUUGAUCCAAGAUAAUAAAGACAUAUUGAUUAAAUGUGAAGUGUUAGACAGGAGACUUCUUCAGAUGGAUGAUUUUUUACGUCAAUGUUUUUGAAAAUCGAAGGCGGAUAAUAAGCUGGAAUACUUCCACUACUACCAGUGGCAGCAGUGGGACGAUACCCUGUUUCUUUGAAGUUUUCAACAUGCAGUUACACCUGCCGUGAAGUCAAUGCAUCGAACGUGAACGACAGAAUUUCACUCUCAUCCAGCCUCAUGUAUAGUGUUGAAUAUUGAAUAACCUUGGAACACACUUUGGGAAUUCAUUUUGUCUAAAUCAGUUUACUUUUGGAAACCAAGCGCUUUCAAUUAUUGUAAGCCUAAUUUAAAAAAAAAAAGACCCAGAGCAGAGGAUUAAAAUGUUUUCGUUAUGAGGACCAGAUCAUUGCACUCGAUCGUAUAUCAGUAUGGAAUCAGAAAUUGUAUGUGUGUUAAUGCAUGUUAACAAAUUAAUUUUAAUUCAUGUUGAUUCUUGAUCGAACAUAAGUAUAACAACGUUUCAUAAGGUUGCUGUUUUCCAUUGACAAAGUAAAUUUAAUUGCUGCCAGAGACUGAUUUGAUAUCAAGAUGUCAGCUGGCGCUGGAAGCAGUUUUCGUGCGGCCAACAAUGUCCUACAGAAGAAAUGGAAUCAGAGGACAUAUCAGAUGCAUGUAGCAAAGAAAAAUGGCAUGAGGACCAAGAUCGAUGCCACCUCUCCCAAGGUCUACCCCCAUCUACAGGUUAACAUGAAGAAGUUGCAGGCUGAAGAAGAGAAGCAAGCCCAGAUUGAUCAUGAGAAUCGCAUCUUAUUAGCAAAGCUGACAAACAUCAUCAGAUCUGGUGGCCAAAUUGAUAACUGGAAUUUUGAAUAUGAAGCCCAACCCAAAACGUUACAUGCUCCAUAUAAGAACAGAGAACAGGAGAGAAUAGAUCGAGAAAAUGCUUUAUUACUUAAACGUCUUAAUAAUGUGAAACCUCAAGUUAAUUUUGACAAGAUGGAGGACGACUACCUCAUGCAUAACUACUUCCUAGCUCAGAAGGCGCAGGCCACGAAGAACUAUGAGGUGGACCUCAGAGGUGUUGAUGAACCUGAUAAAUUUGUCUUCUAUGCUAAGGACAGGCAUGCCAACAAAGAGAAAACUUUUGUUGAUGGUGACAUUGAAGAGACGAUAGAGGAGCCAGUAGAAGGAGAAGUCAGAGAAUUAACAUCAGCCAAAGUGGGUGUUUCAAAGAGAUUAUCGACAAGACAGCAACUCAAGAGAAGAUCCACAAAACUUCCUUUGAUUGGACCAGAGAGGAAAAAGGCUGAGGAGAAGAAAAAGAAAGACUCGGUGGUUAGGAUUGCAACAUACAAUCAGAAGGAGGAAGCUGCAAAACUCUUCAAAGCAACAAAGGGAAUGGGUAAUCCGGAACAGAUCUUGGUUCAGACAUUAGCCAAACGUCAAUAUCAACAGCGACAAGACACCAUGAAGAAGUUUGAAGAAAAUUACGGUCUGACCUUGGAGGAAGAGUUGAAGAAUAACCUGAAUGCAGAGUAUGAUGAUAUCGUUGAAGCCCUCCUAACGACCAGAGAAGAAUUGGAUGCCAUGACGAUACGAAGAGCUCUCAAGGGUGAUGAUUCAUUAGUCGAACCUAUUAUUGAGGUACUCUGCACAAGAAGUAAUUCUGCUAUUGGUUUAAUUAGAGAAGCGUACAACAAGUUGUAUGGUGUCACCUUAGAAGAUGACAUUACUGCAGAAAUAAAAGGCAAACUCAAGAACUUAUUUUUGGCUCUUUCAAAGGGUGUUAGAGUAGAGAAUGUUGAUGUGGAUGAUGAGACUGCUUUACGAGACGCUGAGGCACUCCGGGAUGCGGGAGAUGAAAGAUGGACACCCAGGAGUGAGAAGAUGUCUGAACUUCUCCAAUCAUCCAGUCUGCUUCAUUUCAGGGAGGUUCUCUUGCAGUAUAAUAAACUAACCAACUCAAAUCUGGUAAAAGAAUUAGAAAAGUCACUCUUUGGGGAUUUUAGAGAUGCAAUGCUCUGUCUAGUGAAAUGUAUGAAUAGCAAUACUCAAUUCCUUGCUGAACGUAUCCAUGCAUCACUGACUGGAGAAGCAGAUGACAUGACACUCAUUAGAAUCAUCAUCACCCGAUCAGAGCUGGACCUUCCAUACAUCAGACGGAGUUACAAAAAACUAUAUCAGCAGACCUUGAUGGAAGCGAUUGAACAGAAGUGCAAAGCCUCCUUCAAGAUGGCCCUGGUCCAGAUGGUCCAGGUCCAUGGAGCAUUUCAAAAACAGGACCAAACUAAAGAAGAGGAGCCAGGAGGAUCUGACUCACAAGAAGCUGAAAAGCAGACUGGUGGACCUCCUAAACCUUCCCAGCAGAGGCCCUUGAAACGCCCUACACCUAACACCGGUGCCAAGGUACCUGCCAGUAACCCCCUAGUGAAGAGUACCAUAAAGAGCAAUGACACCAGAAAGGGCACUCCAGGUUCUCCAAAUAGAUCAGCAGGUGCAAAGUCUAAACAGACUACCAACUCUCCUGGAAAUUCUGGAAAGUCCAGACAAGCUCCUGGAACCAAGACUGGAGUAGGGGCAUCGGCCAUCAGCAGGAAAACCACAACACCCCCACGAAAGGCGACUCCACCCAAACCAGCCAAACCCUCAAAAGAAACCUCAAAAGCACAACCACCGACCAAGAAGAAGGUGGAGGAGAAAUCAACUACUGAAAAGGAAGAUCAAGCCAAGAUGGAUGAAGAGAAGGAAGAGAAGAAAAUGGAGAAGGAUGAGGAGUCCCAAGGAGAGGCAUCUGCAGAGAAAGAGACUCCUGAGAAUGCACCCACGGAAGAGGGUGAGAAGGGUGAAGAUGAAAAUGAUAACAAAGAUGGGAUGGAGAAAGAGGAAAAACCAGAGGAGAGGUCCGAAGCAGAGAUGAAGUCUCUGAGUGCUACAGAACAAACAUCAGAGGACAUGUCAGCAGAGAGUGAAGUGAAAGAAGAGGUGAAGGAGGAAGAAGGUAAAGUGGAAGAAUAUGGAAAGGAGAUUGAGAUGAAACCCAAAGAGGAUCAAGAGCAAGGAACUUUAUCAUGAUGAGCUGCAUAAAGAAUUUGAAAUUAUUUAUUUAAAAACUAUGGAAAGCCAUCACAUCCAUAUCUAGAAUGUAUGUGUUGCUGAAUGAAGUAACCUUCAGAGAGGUGUAUUGCUCCUGAAAUGACAAAUUAUGUAGCUCAAAAUUGAAAUAUCCAACAAAGUUACAAAGCAUUGAUGCCAUAACACCGGAAAUAACGAGAGUGGUUUCUUUGGGAUGAUGUUGUAUCUUCAUUUUGUAAGAUAGAGAGAGACCUUAGACAGGAUAUAUCUUGUGUUCAGUAGGUCAUCUGUUUCUUCACAGUAAAUAAGUGAUUUUGAGAUAAGAGUUAUAUUAACCCAAGCAAUACUAUGCACUAGCAAUCCCACCAAUCAGCAUGCUUUUUUUGUUUACAAAGUGCCCUUACAUCUGCAUUUGAUUGACAAAAUAUGACCUAUCUAGCAUUUCUUAGUUAGAAUUCAUAUUUGAAUAUCAUAAUAAAGUAUAUAAAAUCCCAAAUCAUUGCUGAUUCUGGACCAGAAUCUGUAUUCAGGUUAACAAUAUCCUUGUAUGUUUAACCUAAAUUAUAGAUGAUUAUCCAUUUUGAGUAAUUGUGUCGUAAAGAGAUCAUACAAUGCACAGAUAUUAACCCCUCAGAUAUAUAUCUAGUGAUUCUAUACAUUAUGUUGUGAUUUUAUUUAUUCACUAAAAAAAAAAAUAUGUUUAUAUCUUACUCUUUCUCUUACUCUCUCUCUUUCCCUCCUUCAUUCAUUAUGGGUAGUGCAAAUAGAUACCUUUCUGAAUUUUGUUAAGAUGCAUAUAUUUUUUUAUUUUUCACAUAUUCAUCUUGACCAUCUCCAUAGAGCCUUAUUAUGUUUAUAUAUAUAUUGCUUUCUGUUCUACAGGUGUAUGAAUGCAUAUUUGUUGUUAUUUUUUGCAUUAUGACAAAUUAAUGUUCUAAAGACAAUAUAUCCAUGAUUGGAUUUAGUAAAAAAAAAUCAGAUCUUGGAAAUUAUAACAGAGGUAUUCUUAAAUCAAUUAUUUUGUUGAGGCAUGUCUCAAUUUAAAAAUAAAAAUGCCUCACCUGGAUCUAAGUGGCAGCUUGUCAUUGUUCAAAACUCAUCUACACCCGACAUCUGGAUUUAUUUUUAAUCCAUGAAAUUUAGAGAGUAGACUUUCAACCUGUCUUCAUCAUUGGAUAUCAAUAACAGAGAUUUGAAGCCUUAAGGCCUAUACAUUUAUAAUCAUUUUUUUUAUGUCACAAAUAAAUUUUAAGAAUAUUUGAUUUAGGAUCUUGAAUAAUUCAACUUGUAAUCCGUAUGUGGCUCUUGAUAAAGUUUAGCUUUAUCAAGAAAUUCUGUAUGAUUGUCAUACAAGUCUUCAAUAUGACUUAAGUGUCCUUAACUCAUGAAAUACAAAGUAUUUUUAUGAUCUGGCAGAAAUGUAAUUUUUAUUUGUAAAAAACUGUUGAUAUGGAGUAUACACUGUCAUGUAUCACUGUGUGUUAAUCUUGUGAUGCAAAUUUAUAUUUUGUACAUGAAAAUUUACACAUGCACCAAUUUAAAAUUGAUGAUUUAUUUUUAUUGCCUUAUACACUCAUCAUGAUCAUGGCCAUUUUUCAAAUUAUUUCAAUCAAAUCUAAUUUGAUAAUGUAUGUAUUGCUUUGAUCACCAUUUUGUAAUGUUGUAUCAUACUACAUGAACUUUAAAUUUUAACUUAUUGUAUUUUGUAAAUAAAUAACAUGAAUAAAAAAGAAUUGUUAGUGUUUCAU
Molecule: messenger RNA, 4970 nt
Organism: Lytechinus variegatus (green sea urchin)
Lineage: Eukaryota; Metazoa; Echinodermata; Echinoidea; Temnopleuroida; Toxopneustidae
Exons: 18
Coding region: 739-3222 (827 amino acids)
Cellular component (GO): cytoplasm
Molecular function (GO): calcium-dependent phospholipid binding; calcium ion binding
Source: RefSeq, a predicted model, not a curated record